AUGGCAGCUUCCGAGCUUGCCAAAGACAUCGAGUCCCCGCCGAAGGCCAAGCUUCCCGGCGAGCUGAAGUACAUUCAAUAUCAACAUUCUCUUGAAGCGCAGUACCUCCCGGCAAUACGCGCUCUGAUAUCAAAAGACCUCAGCGAGCCGUAUAGCAUAUAUGUCUAUCGUUACUUCCUCUGUCAAUGGGGCCACCUCUGUUACCUAGCAUUACAUCCCACCGACUCUUCGCUUAUCGGCGUAGUGAUAUGCAAGCUCGAGAUGCACGCUUCCCACUCCCCGCCCACCUUGCGCGGCUACAUCGCCAUGCUCGCCGUGUCCGCCGCAUACCGAGGCCAGGGCGUGGCUACCGCGCUCGUCAAGAUGGCCAUCGACGCCAUGUCCGAGCGCAAUGCAGACGAAAUUGUGCUUGAGACGGAGGAGACAAAUAUUCCAGCCAUGAGGCUGUAUGAGCGACUCGGCUUCUUGCGGUCAAAGAAACUGCACCGCUAUUAUCUCAACGGGAACAGCGCCUACCGUUUGGUGCUGCUUCUCAGGCCGGCUGAUACGGAUAUUGCUGCGAACCUUGCGCUGGAUGAUGCGACUCCGCCAUGA
This is a messenger RNA of Parathielavia appendiculata, 594 nucleotides long. RefSeq names its product acyl-CoA N-acyltransferase. Bases 1 to 594 code for a protein of 197 amino acids. The transcript is spliced from 2 exons. The record is from RefSeq and is a predicted model, not a curated record. NCBI's taxonomy places the organism in Eukaryota, Fungi, Ascomycota, Sordariomycetes, Sordariales, Chaetomiaceae. Gene Ontology annotation, molecular function: protein-N-terminal amino-acid acetyltransferase activity. Gene Ontology annotation, cellular component: NatC complex. Gene Ontology annotation, biological process: N-terminal peptidyl-methionine acetylation.